This is a messenger RNA of Paraglomus brasilianum, 1359 nucleotides long. The record is from the annotation of a GenBank genome assembly. Lineage: Eukaryota; Fungi; Glomeromycota; Glomeromycetes; Paraglomerales; Paraglomeraceae.
AUGUGGACUUCAUUAAAGAAUUACUUUAAAAAGCACAGACGUAGCUUAACUAUUACUGCUUUCGCUGUCAGUGGGACAUAUCUCCUAGGGAUAUGGGCAAAAUGGAAGUUCUUGGAAUGGCAAGAACGUUCUGGAGCUGAACGAACAGCAAGAGAAAACAUGAAGCGUCGCUUCCAAAAACGCCAGUCCGAUUGCGCGUAUACCAUUACAAGUUGUCUUCAUAUCGUUGCCGAUAACAUCCUAAAUGAAAUCGACGUAGAUGCCAUCAUAAACGAACUACAAAAAGCCAGGAAUAGGAAGCAAUCACCGAAAAUCUUUUCUCCAACGUCUUCUGUCGUUAUGGUAGAUCGGGCAACGAACCCGGCUGAUGAUGAUCCUGCGGAGAAUGCUUCGAAAGUUGGCAGUGAGGAUGAGAAGAACAAUACUGAAUCAUCCGCGGAAAAAGACGAGAGUACGCCAGAAUCAUCUUCGAAUGACAGUACUCCAGAAUCACCGACUAAUGGAUCAGGAGAAAGCGAGGUUAUAAUGGAUAAGAAAACGAAGAGGGAACUGUGGGAAGAAGUCAAGAUCAAGAGUUUCAUGAGAACAAUUUCUGCUGUAUAUAUAUUUGCCUUUCUCUCUCUCCUGACGCAUCUCCAACUAAAUUUGCUUGGCAGAUUCAAUUAUCUAUAUUCUGUAAUCUCGCUUACUGAGCGCGAUCGCGAGCAAACAAUCCAAAUUCAGCACCCAACCGGGAGUACGAUAAACGCUUUGACAGAAGCAAAAUAUUUAACUUUUUCGUGGUGGUUGUUGAACAUUAGUUGGCGACCUCUUGUAGAGAGUGUGAACUUUGCGGUUCAAUCCGUACUCGCAGAAGUGCCAGUAAAUAGGAAGGUGAAGUACGAGGAUAUUGUAUGGAUGAUUUCCCAAGUGAGGUCACAAGUUGAAGGUCCUCCGGAAUUACGAAAAACAUUCCGUGGUAUAAUGUUACCAGAUAAGUUGUCCGAUGAGUUAGAAGUAUUGAGAAAAGGAAGUAACGGCACUAUUGAACCGGUUAUAGAUAAAGAGCUGCGCGACCUCUUAAACGAGACUAAGGAUGUAAUUGAUAGCAACGAUUUCUGGAUGGUACAAAGUGCCGUCCUAAAUAAGCUCUUUGAAGUAAUGCAGUCUGACAUACAUAAGGUUUUUUAUCCUCCUGAUGCUGACAACAAUGACCUAGAAGAGAAGGAAAUGUUGCUUGCGAAAUUACUUCCAAGUAUUACUCGGGAGACACAUCAAGUAGUUAAUGGUGUUCCUAACAGAUUUCUUGAGGCAAUUUCUGAAAUUACAGAGUUAGAGGCGUUGUCUGCUAUAAUUUAUACUUCAUUUGAAGAUGAAUAG